AUGAAGUUCAGCAAGAAAGUGGAUUUCGAAGGCUCCAAUAAAGAAUCGCCCACUGGUUCGGGUGGCUCCAUUGUUCUGGUAGUAAUCCUUGUCGUACUUUUGGCACCUUGUGUUGCUGUGCGUUUUGGUAAUAAGAAGACAAGAGAGGUUAUAUACGAUGACGGAACGAAAAUGCUGUUUCAAGCCACCGAAAACACUAACUGCGAAGCGCUUGAAUUAAACGGUAAAAAAGAUGAUUCCCACAGAAACCCUGGUGAUAGUGGAGUAACAACUGACACUGGUAAACACGAAAGGGAAGAGAUAGUUCCAAAAUCACGGCUAGCUCACGAAAGUCGUAAGGAACAGCAAAAUUGGCGAUGCGCUUGCGAAGGAGGCUUUCUGCCACCAGGGCUGCUCAAGUCUUUUGCCGGCGCAGAAGCAGUGAUGCGUAUGAGCUCUGGGCAAUGUUACCAUAAGCAAACGUAA
Molecule: messenger RNA, 465 nt
Organism: Phaeodactylum tricornutum CCAP 1055/1
Lineage: Eukaryota; Bacillariophyta; Bacillariophyceae; Surirellales; Neidiaceae
Exons: 1
Coding region: 1-465 (154 amino acids)
Source: RefSeq, a predicted model, not a curated record